Molecule: messenger RNA, 2916 nt
Organism: Ornithorhynchus anatinus (platypus)
Lineage: Eukaryota; Metazoa; Chordata; Mammalia; Monotremata; Ornithorhynchidae
Gene: NAA60
Product: N-alpha-acetyltransferase 60, NatF catalytic subunit
Exons: 7
Coding region: 175-903 (242 amino acids)
Biological process (GO): N-terminal peptidyl-methionine acetylation
Cellular component (GO): Golgi membrane
Molecular function (GO): protein-N-terminal amino-acid acetyltransferase activity; histone acetyltransferase activity
Source: RefSeq, a predicted model, not a curated record
GGGGAGGAAGGAGGCGGAAGUGUGGCUUGGCCGGUCCUGUCCGCCGCCCCUGCCGCUGUCUAUUACGUAACCCCCGCCCCGGCGGCGUCUCCCCCGCGGCCCGGGACAACCUUGCAGGUUGCGCUGAUGCGCUCCAGCCCUCGCACCCGUCGCCGCCUCUCCUACAAGGUGUGAAUGACAGAGGAAGUGCCCUCCACUGCACUCAGUGAGGUCAACCGGCGCCUUCUCUGCCAUGAUGACAUAGACACAGUGAAGCAACUCUGUGCCGACUGGUUCCCCAUUGAGUAUCCUGACUCAUGGUAUCGUGACAUCACUUCCAACAAGAAAUUCUUUUCCCUCGCUGCCACUUACAGAGGAGCCAUUGUGGGAAUGAUAGUGGCGGAAAUAAAAAACAGGACAAAAGUACAUAAAGAGGAUGGAGAUAUUCUAGCCUCCAACUUUCCUGUUGAUACCCAAGUUGCUUACAUCUUAAGCCUAGGUGUGGUGAAAGAAUUUAGAAAGCACGGAAUCGGUUCCCUCUUACUGGAAAGCUUGAAGGAUCAUAUAUCUACUACAGCCCAAGACCACUGCAAAGCCAUCUACCUGCACGUCCUCACCACCAACAACACUGCAAUAAACUUUUACGAAAACAGAGACUUUAAGCAGCACCACUAUCUGCCCUAUUAUUAUUCCAUUCGGGGAGUCCUGAAAGAUGGCUUCACCUAUGUUCUCUAUAUCAAUGGAGGGCACCCUCCGUGGACAAUCUUCGAUUAUAUUCAGCAUAUCGGCUCUGCGCUAGCCAACCUGAGCCCUUGUUCAAUUCCUCAGAGAAUUUACCGCCAGGCCCAGAGCCUUCUUUGCAGCCUCUUGCCUUGGUCGGGCAUUUCUGCCAAGAGCGGAAUCGAGUACAGCAGGACAAUGUGACUUCAUGUAGAAGACCGCCAUCCCCCCCCGGAAAAAAGCCAACGAGAGGCUUAUCCCAUCAUUCUUCAGUUGAAACCACCUAAUUCUGCACUGAUUCCUGCAAACUUGACCUCCCUGUCCACCAGGUCCUCUAAAAUGCCCGCCCUCCAUAAAUGAGCCAAGGCCGGGCUGACACUGAUCCCAAUUUGCCAUACCUUUAACCUCCCCUCCAGGUGCAGGAGAGGCUUACCUCUGCCCUCAUAGAGGGCGGCCGCCCAGGACCUGCCCUUCCGCAGCCAGCUGGGGAGCAGCAAAGUCUCAUCACUGGAACGAGCACGCUCUUUUCUGAUCCAGUUGCUUCCCUCAUCACUUUACCGAGUCCUCCACGUGGCCUCAGCUCCGAAUUAAUUGGCCGGCUGGACCCCGGAACAGAUUGGAAGUGAGAAAGUGGGGCAGAUGAGGAGAUCGCACAAUGCUUUUGCAGCACCUGUGUGAGAAACCGAACCCCACCGCCCCGCGAUGCCAUGGCCCCCUGGUUGGCGCAGCGGAGAGAAGAUGCUGACUUAAAAACCACCCUGGCCCUCCCUCUGAGGCUAUCCAGCCUGCCAAAGUCACAGUCACCUGGCGUCCUUGACUGCAGAUGGCGGCUUCUUACGGCCUAGGCCUCUUUUGGCGGUCAGGCCCAGACCCUCUCGCACCGCCCCCAGCCACCACAGGAUUUCCAGAACAAAUGGACCGGUGAUCCUCAGAUUCCGUUGGAUGGGAGACCGAUGAACUUGUGCUGGGAUGGUCUGGCAACCAGGGAUAAUUCCCCAUUCUGUUUCUUUCACAUCCUCAUUAGUAUCUGAUUUCAAUUAUGCCUUGGGGACGGGGAAUGAAAUUGCUUUUUCUUACUGAAAUUCUAUGUUUCUGAGCUAGUGUCCAAGGGCUGGAGCACAGUGGCUGAAUCAUUAGAGUUCCCAAGGCACAGUGGCUGAAUCAUUAGAGUUCCCAAGGCCAGGCCUUAAGAAAUUCUUUCCAAUUGUUUCCCUGUUAUUCCUGAGGAAUUCUUUCCGAUGUUUCCCCUGUUGACCUUCCUUCUCUUCCUCUUCCUUCCCACCUAGAGCUUCCUAAGGCCUCACGUGAAUCAGCCAGCGUGAACUACCUUAUAAGUAGGAAGAAAUUAAUGCGGGUCAGAAUUUACAGCUUCGGAGCUACAGUGACUAGAGAAAUGCUGGUGUGGGCUGAGGCCCACGCUUCAUUUCUCAGCCUCUGAGGAAGCCAAUUUCAAUUCCUCCAGGGCGGAUAAGGCCGUGGCGGUAGUUAGACUAUUUCAGUACUGUAAAACCGGGCUCGCAGCAUGCUCAUCCGUUGUGUGACCCUCUGACAUCCCCCUCCCUUAAAUUCCGCACCCCUAAAGGGUGGCGAGAGCAAAGGGCACAGGGUCAUCAGUAUUCCGUUAAACCACUGCAUAGUGUUACGAGUUCAACCCUCCCUCCAAGCGUGCGAACAACCGCCCAAAUAUAACCGGAUUUCCCAGCACCUGAUUCCACCCACCCUCCCAGCAUGCUCGAAGGAGACCGAUUGGACCUCUCUGCCCCUCUUUUUCCACUGUCCCGGUGGUGGGGAAGGUGUAUUUUAGAGACCUCUUUAGAUGAAGGUUGCCAGCACCCUGGCAGCACCCUGUUGUCCCCUGCUGGCAGGCACUAGGGCGGUAACUGGCACGUGUAACUGUUGGAGCAAAGUAGGGUCUCGGUCACCUUCUAAACCAGUCCAGACUACUGCGAUAGCUGGCCAGGUGCUCUGAGGCCCUAACGUGCCCUCUUAUUUAAUAAAUCCAGAUUAUCAUCUGGUUUGGGUUUUUUUGGUGAUGAGGGGUGGGGACGAAUGUUCCCGAUUCUAAUAUUCGCCCUGUAAUGUUUAACCAUUCAGCAUUCAAUCAAGAAGGGAAUUGCCCCCGUGCCCGCCCCAUCACCAUGGAGUUUAAUUCAGUGUUGAAUGGAUUGUAGUGUUUUGUCUGUCUUAUUACAAAAAAUUAAUAAAAUCUUAAGUCAA